Molecule: messenger RNA, 908 nt
Organism: Prorocentrum cordatum
Lineage: Eukaryota; Dinophyceae; Prorocentrales; Prorocentraceae
Source: the annotation of a GenBank genome assembly
CCGCGGCGGCCGCCGGGCGGGGCCUCACCGCCGCGGCCCCGCGGCGCGAGCGGCCGCUGGGCGCGCCGCCGGCUGCCAGGAGGGGCCGGGGCGCCACGCAGCUGGCGGCGGUGACCCCGUGCAAGAGCGAGGCGUUCCUCGACGAGGCGAUAGAGCGCACGAAGUCCGGGCAGCCCGGCGUGCUGGUGAUCAGCUUCUCGACCACCUGGUGCGGGCCCUGCAAGGUCAUGGACCCAAAGGUCGACGAGCUCAGCGAGACCUUCGCUGGCAAAGCGGCGUUUAUCAAGGUCAUGGGCGACAAGGACGACAACGAUGGCGUCCGCAUCAUGCGUCGCGAGGGGGUUCGCACGGUGCCGCUCUAUCAGAUCUACAAGAACGGUGCAAAGGUGGACUCCAUCUCAGGCGCGGACCCCGACGCGCUGAUCAAGCACAUCGAGAAGCACGUGGGCAGCUGAGGGGGCGGAUGGCCGCCUGCCCCCCCCGCAGUCCUCCUCCUGGCUGGCGAGGGGACGCCCGCAGUGCAGCUAUUCUGCCUCGUGCGGCGGUCUGCAGUGGCACGAGCCUCGGGCAGGCGUAGUACUUUUAGUGUUCGGCCCUGCCGCGCCCCGGCGUGGCUUUGGGUCCCACAGCUCUGGCGCUAGCCGCCUGCAUGAAGCCGGCGCACGUCAAGAGACGCGGAGGCCGAUGAUGGGCAGAGGGAGCGCCCACGCGGAGCGCCCGUCUCGAGCGCCCGCCGCCUACAGCGUCGGAGCGUCCUGGACCUUCGCGCGGCCCGUGGGGGCUGUCGAGGGCUCUCGCUCCAGAGGGCGAAGUUUUUCAACGCGAGCGGACCGCUUCUUGUGGUCGCCGCGCUCCGUGCCAGAAAGUGCUGGCUCGAAGAAAACAAAUUGCACACGCAUGCGCGCUGG